This is a messenger RNA of Naegleria gruberi, 1283 nucleotides long. RefSeq lists its product as uncharacterized. NCBI's taxonomy places the organism in Eukaryota, Heterolobosea, Eutetramitea, Acrasida, Naegleriidae. The record is from RefSeq and is a predicted model, not a curated record. Gene Ontology annotation, molecular function: protein binding. The transcript has a single exon. Gene Ontology annotation, biological process: endoplasmic reticulum unfolded protein response. Bases 1 to 1245 code for a protein of 414 amino acids.
AUGAUCGCCAACAACAAGGAAACUUUAUCAUCCGAUAAAAUCAGUGUAAAUUUUAGAACAAAUGUGGAUAAUAGGACACGUGAUACAAAUAUGAUGAUCAACAAAUCGGAUACUGUUCUCCAUCUUAAAGAAGUUUUGAAUGGUAAAGGAAUUAUAGAAAAUAUUAGUCAAUGUAAAAUGAUUUUCUCGGGAAAGAUUCAAACCAAUGAUCAAACAUUUUCUCAAGUUUUGGAGAGGAUUGAUACCUCUGUAACACCAACAAUUCACUUGAUUGGUGGUUUGUGUAAAACUCAACCAGAAGUACCAUCAGCAACAUCAUCAAAACCAUCGGAGCCUACAGCAGAGUUGAAAUCACCAACCACUCCACUCACUCCAUCAACACCUUCAACUCCAAAUUCCUAUCUAUUACUUCAAAAACAAUUGCUUUUGCAACAACAAAUGCUAAUGACUCAAAUGAUGAUGAAUCAAUUAAUAUUAGCAAAUUCUCCAACGCUGGUUCAAUCAGCACCUGCUGGGGUUAACUUUAAUUCAAACAUUUUCUCGCCAACAGUUCCAUCUACACCACUUUCACCAUUUUCUGCAAGUGCCUUCCAACCUUCUCAAAAUGUUUUCAAUACUGUCAGUACAAAUGUUUCCACACCAAAACCUCAAGCAACUGAAACCAAAACAGAUUCAACAGUAACAAAUGAUCAAAUCAAACCACUAUCCCAAGAAGAGGAAGGUCCAAUUAUUGAGGAUAUUCCAGAGAAUCAAGAACUUCAACGUGAAGUUCCUGCUGCAGCCCAAGAAAAUAUUCCACAACAAAAUGUAGCAGCACCUCAAAGAUUAAUUCAAGAAGAAAAUCCACAACCACAAGAAAAUGCAUAUGAUUAUAUUUAUACUUUUGGAAAAGUUUUAUUGGUUUCGACAGUAGUUUUUGCAAAGGAAGGAUGGGUAACUUGGAUUUUAUGUACAUUAGGAUUCUUUUUUGCAAUCUUACUUUUAAAGUAUCUCAAUAAUGUGAUACAUAGACGUGUUGUCAGAGAUCAAGAAAGAAGAGAAAGAGAGGAGCAAGCAAGACUUAAUGAGGAAUCUACAGAAGAAACUACAACUAUUGAAAAUAAUGUGGACAAUGCUACAGUAGAAAGAGGAGUUAUUGGUACGCUAGUGCAUGUCGUUUAUCUGUUCUUCAUUUCGUUAGCACCUACUUAUCAACCAAGAAGAAGGUCUGUAAGAGAAGAAGAGGAGCAACUUCAUGAAGAUUAAUUAAUUUUUCAAAGAAUAAAUUGCUAUUUUUCCAUCCU